Messenger RNA from Lingula anatina, 1772 nucleotides. RefSeq lists its product as uncharacterized. NCBI's taxonomy places the organism in Eukaryota, Metazoa, Brachiopoda, Lingulata, Lingulida, Lingulidae. The record is from RefSeq and is a predicted model, not a curated record.
UCUCAUGACAUUACAAAAUUCCCAUGCAAAUAUCUUAUCUCUAACAUCUGAUGCUACCCCCACAGCAGACUGGCCUACUAUUUCAUUUACACACACGCGUGCCAACCAGACACAGAAAGCCAACAGAUGCACAAGUCAUACACCAGUCAGUGGCUUACAUGAGGCCAAGUUUACAACCCAGCAACACAACACAACUGAGUUUAAUUGUAGUUAAUCUGCUGGAGCGUGCCAUUAUUUUACCUGAGCGACUCAGGCUUAAAGCCCUGGCACGUGGCAGAAAGGCAGCAGGCAGCUGACAAUCUCCAUAAAUAGAGUGAGAGGCAGAGAAAGAGGUGACAGAGGGAGGGGACAGCCAAUAGAACAACACUUUAUGGUUGAAGCACAGAGGACAGAUAAAACUCUCAGUUAAUGAAGUUUUCUAAACAUAUGUAAGCAGAUAUUCAUGAACUGAAGAAGAACUUAAAAAUACAAAACUGGAGAAAAAAGGAAAAAGGAUGGGGUGGAAACUUACAUGGAUUGUUCCUUUUUGGAGUGUUUUUAUAGCAAUGGCAAAUUCUCUCCAACUGCCAAAGUUUGAAGACCUAAAGGCUCACUAUCCAGGCUACAGACAUUAUGGUGGGAAGUACAGUGACACAGAACUCUACACCUUAAUAGGAAGACAAACUAAACACUGGAGACACAACACAAGCAGCCUGAGACUCUCAUAUACACUCAAUACCAUAGGAGGAAGACAUGCAGUUGUCAACCAUCUUCCCACUUACACUGUGCAAAAAAAUGAAACUAUACGUGGAAAAGACAAUCAUCGUUACAUAUUCAGAGCCAUAGCUAGUGGACCAUUCCUAGCGGCAAAAUAUGAGAGUCCUGUCAUUCUGAGGCUCCACAGUGGUGGGCCUGAUGUUAUUGCCAAAUUUCUGAUGGGUAAACAAGGUAUUGUUCGUCUGCUGACUUUCAGAGAGAGGACUCUGCAUGCUGAUGGUCAUAUGGCCCUUUGGGACUGUGACCAUUUUCAUCAAAUUAAAGACUUUUCCAGAAGCCACCAUAUCAUUGCUGUGGAAUUAUGGCAAACCCCAGAUUCUCACUGUCCUGUGAAAAAGCAGACACACAAGAAGCAUCCCAGAGUGCACAUCAACAGCACCACUUACAAGUUUAGGAGCAAGACCAGACCUAAACACCACUUCAAACACAGAGCUCAUUCAAGGCAGUGAAAACGAAAAUACACUGAUGCAGACAAUGAUAUAAACUGACCAAUCAAACUGCUCCUGGAGAGCAGACGAGAUUUGUGUAUCUUAAAAUAUGCAGAUUCUCAAUUGAACUAGUCCCAUAAUUAAAGUUCUCACACUUUACAAUUAAUUUCUUAUAUGAUAAGAAAUCAAGUACAAAGCAUUAUUGCUUAUAUGAUAAAUGAAUGAUAAAAUGCACUGUUACACACCUGUUAUUAACUUGUAACUUACUCAUGAACAGCAUGGGAGAUAAAAUUUUAUUAGCAUAUCGCCAAAGAAAUCAGUGUUGUAAAUAAAAAAAAUGGCAAUGGAGAAGAAAAUAUAUAAAACAAUUUUAUACCCAAGUAUCAUAUUUAUAGAAUUACAUGACCAACUGCAAUCUUUAAUACUAAAAUCAUAACAUUAAAGAAGUCAUUCUGUUUGUUCUGCAUCCCUUUCUGUCAUCUGACCAGAACUAUGCUAAUAAGCAUUAUUCAGUGAGUUAGGCUUCAUUCACAUGCAAUGUCUAUUUUCUAAAUUCUAUUUUCUAUUUGCGGUAUGUCUUAUGAUCAC